AAUACUGUCUUUUAUUCACAUCGGUGUAUGCACGGGGUGUAUGUUUAUAUUUCUCUGAUUCACAUUCUUAUCCGGUGAAUUCGCGGUGAAAUGGGUGUUUGUGUAUUUGAUGUGUAUGUAUUUCUCAAUGCUCUAUGCUUUGCUGGAUGAAUACUUGAUGUACGGCACAUAAUGCAAUGAUAUUUUUCUUAGUGUUUCUAAUUUUUAUACAAGAUUCUGUUUGUUCUGGUGCUGGCAGUUCAAUAUUUUUUAAACGUUCCUCUCGAAGAAAUUGCUGGACCAAUUUUGAUAUAGCUGGUUUGCGAGCUAGACAAUUAUUUGAAGAACUUAUACCACCCGUACUUCCACCGGAUAAAAUGAAUGAUAGAUACAUACAAGAUUUGCUGGGAUAUUUUAAGGGUGCCCUCCAAACUGCAGCAAAAAACCAUGAUACGAGUAUCGGUUUGUCACCAGCAGAACUGCUAGCUGACACCAUAGGUUCCCAUUUGAGAAGUGAUAUGCUUCCUUCUGCUAGGCUUGCGUAUUACGCUGGCAACAUCUCAUACAGAAAAGCGAGAGAUUUGCACGAUUUUUAUAACAACAUAAAAAUAAUGUUAAACACACAAGGCCUGGGUUGGAAGCUACCAGCUCGCUUAAAGAAGUGGGGAAACUUGACAAUGGAAAAAAUAAGGAUAGGGCUCGGGAAAAACCCGAAUCCUUGCGCUCUUUUAAUAUUCAAACGAGAUACUAGUUCUUGCAUUUACUUACCUACCCCGAAACUGGACGACAGCGACAAACCAUCCGCAAUAGCGUUGCCAUUGAAAACCGAAGGAUUGGUAAGCUUAGAGUCGCCAAAAUCAGAGAAUGUUUUGUUAAACUAUUAUACUACAGCUUCUGGGUGCAUACUACGUAACUCGUCCACAAAAUGUCGUCAGUCAGAUUUUGUCGGCUUCAACAGCGACCUCUGGCGUUGGAUGAAGAGGGAUGUGGCACCACACCUCACCGACGAGAAACUAUACGCCGCUUUCGGCGGAGUUUUGAGGGUAGCAGCGGCCGUGCAAAGCUAUGGUCGAGGAUUGUCCCGGCGUAACAUAAUUUCGUAUCGAGAUGAAUCAAAAUGGCGUCCGUGGAAAACUGUUCCCGAUGAUUCCGUAGAUGAUACCACGUUGUACUUGUGCAUGAUCAUAGUUUUAUCCGUCUCCACGAUUAUAUGCCUUCUGCAAGUGAUUUACAGCAAUAUUCUAAACGAGAACGGCAUUUGCCGCUACAAGCAUCCGCAAAGGAACAUGGAUGUGGAAUAUGCGAAAGCUGAUUCGAGUAUACCGGUUAUGCUGCCGAGACAUAGAGAUCCCGUAACGCCGAGGAAUGAAUCUGGAAAUACAACACGAACUCGGAAAGUUUACGACUUACACGAGAACAGAGAGGAAGAUAUGGCUAUUGAAGAGAGCAGCGAGGACUCAGAAUCGUCUACAGAAUCGGAAAUAAUCAAAGAAUUAGAGAACAAAUCUGCUCAGCCAAAAAAUGCGCACUCGCUUAGUCCACCGAGAAUAGAGACGUCGAUGUCGGAGGUAAGAAUUCAGAAGAAACGUCCUAUUACGUCACGGAAAUCAUACUCGACGAAUUCUUUCAUCGCAGACUCAGCGCAAACUUUCAUCGGAGGAAAGUCAUCAUGCACAGAAUCAGAAAGUUCCCUUUCUGAGGAAUCUUUCUCCACAAGUUCUAAGAUAUCGAAGCGAAGUCGCAACAAACGCGAUUUAGCUUGGGCGAGGCGCAUCGUUUCCAAGCAAAAUAUACUCAGAACCUCAGAUAGCAAAUCGUUUACACCGUCAUAGAUUUUAGAAUUUUACAUUUACUCGUUUUAGUAGCAUUUACUUUUUAAGAGAAUACGUUUCAAGUGGGUUUAGAAAUAAAAUUCAGGAAUAA
Molecule: messenger RNA, 1902 nt
Organism: Aricia agestis (brown argus)
Lineage: Eukaryota; Metazoa; Arthropoda; Insecta; Lepidoptera; Lycaenidae
Exons: 1
Coding region: 177-1811 (544 amino acids)
Source: RefSeq, a predicted model, not a curated record